Molecule: messenger RNA, 411 nt
Organism: Lizanozyma spartinae
Lineage: Eukaryota; Fungi; Ascomycota; Pichiomycetes; Serinales; Debaryomycetaceae
Gene: HHT21
Product: Hht21p
Exons: 1
Coding region: 1-411 (136 amino acids)
Biological process (GO): rRNA transcription
Cellular component (GO): nucleosome
Molecular function (GO): structural constituent of chromatin; DNA binding; protein heterodimerization activity
Source: RefSeq, a predicted model, not a curated record
AUGGCUAGAACCAAGCAAACAGCUAGAAAGUCUACUGGUGGUAAGGCUCCCAGAAAGCAAUUGGCCUCCAAGGCUGCCAGAAAGUCUGCACCAUCCACUGGUGGUGUCAAGAAGCCUCACAGAUAUAAGCCAGGUACCGUUGCCUUGAGAGAAAUUAGAAGAUUCCAAAAGUCUACUGAAUUAUUGAUCAGAAAGUUGCCAUUCCAAAGAUUGGUUAGAGAAAUUGCUCAAGAUUUCAAGACUGACUUGAGAUUCCAAUCUUCUGCUAUUGGUGCUUUGCAAGAAUCUGUUGAAGCCUACUUGGUCUCCUUAUUUGAAGACACAAACUUGUGUGCUAUCCACGCCAAGAGAGUUACCAUCCAAAAGAAGGAUAUCCAAUUGGCUAGAAGAUUGAGAGGUGAAAGAUCUUAG